AUGGACGAAACUCGACCUCGAAGUGGGGUGGGUGAGGUGACCACACAUUUGAAGGAUUUGAAUGUUUUUGAUAAAACCAAGUUGCCGCCUGUUAUACAUGGUAGAAAAGCUAGUACGUACUUAAGGAUAUUCCAAGACGACGAGCAGCACACAGGGCAGCCCGACGAGCCCGAAGUGCCCGUGGCGCCUUCUAUCGAUUGGAAUCCGUCUUUCACGAAAAAGUCUUUCAGAUCACCUUGUCCUCAGCCCAGGAGACGACAUUCAUCUUCGAUAUACGACACGUUAACGCGUAUCAGACGGAACUCUGCAAGGGCUAUAAACGUACCUCCGCUGCUUACCAAUCGACAGGCUAGGCACGCCGAUAAACCUGCUGCUACAAUAGGACAAGAUAAGCUCAACACGCAUGUGGCGGAAGAGUUACAUGCAUACACAAGUCAUCAUCCUUCCGGCGAGAGUGGCACAGGACCGAAAGACCCAGUCGCUCGACCACAAGAGGAGGUCUCCAGCACGCGCUCAUUAGAGCUGAAGCCAAUAUCAUCUGCAACCUACUAUCCGCAUAAAUCCAACGAUCGCGGAGCAGGUGACGAUGCGGCUCGUAGACCAUCCGUGACAACAGUCGCGUCUGUCGAGUCCAGCGCGAAACAUGACAAUGACAACACCACAGAUGAGGAUGAUGAAGAAGAUGGCUUCAUAGACGAGGAAUACCCCCUCGCCGUCGAAUUGAAGCCCUUCACCAACAAGGUUGGUGGUCAUACGGCCAUUUUCAGAUUUUCAGAAAGGGCGGUGUGCAAGGCCCUAGUCAAUAGAGAAAACAGAUGGUACGAAACUAUAGAACAACAACACAAGGAUCUUUUGCAGUUCAUGCCACGAUAUAUCGGUGUGUUGAACGUACGGCAGCAUUUUAAUUCUAAGGACGAAUUUAUGAAAGAGAUAGAACUUAACAAGCAAGAAAAAUUGGAACAAAAAAAAAAAAAUAAAGACUAUUUGCCAGGAGCUCCUUUGAAACACGUUCAAUCUCUCCCUGCUCCUGACGAACACCUGGAAUAUAAGAAUCCCGAAGUGGUGUUGGAUGACAAUAAGCAUAUCAUUCCGGAUUCCCUUUGGUUUAGAUAUUCGCAUUCACCGAACUCUGUCCCAAGUGAUUCUUAUCUUUCAUCACAUAGUCUCGAGGAUAGAAAGACACAUAUUUGUGACUCUGGAUCUACUGUAAUAAACACAAAAUUACAAGAGCUCGUUCUACAAGAGGUAUUCGCUCCCACAAAGCGCAAAUGCCAUUCGAGAGCUCCAUCCUUGGGAGGUAAACAUAAGUCAAGAUCGUCUUCUUCUUCUAGCGUUAAUUCGCAAUAUCUACAAAAUAUCAGAAGAAAUUCGGCUGAAUCGAGACCAAACUCAAUUCCUCCUUCUUCCCCACUUCUACACAAAUCUGUAAAGUCAAGCAUCGCUAACGCGGUAGACUCGCACGCAUCAGUGCUAGACUUGAAACAAUUCAAUAAGCGUAAAAUGGCCCAGGAGCAUCUCGAGAGGGAGAAAAUCGAUUGUACUACGUCUAAUGAAGAAUUACUACCUGAUAGCCCCGCUGGCGACGAAGGUGUAUUCAGCAUGGAAGAAGAUACAAUGCCAUCUAAGGAUGAUCUUGGCCAUGAAUCUGUCUCUAUCGAAGAAAACUCUCAUACUAUUGUAUCGAAAUUCAUUUUAUUGGAGGACUUAACGAGGAAGCUAAACAAACCUUGUGUUCUAGAUUUGAAAAUGGGCACUCGACAAUACGGUGUCGAUGCCAAACGGUCGAAACAACUUUCGCAGCGCGAGAAGUGCCGCAAGACCACUUCAAGAAAGCUAGGAGUAAGAAUAUGUGGAUUAAAAAUUUGGAAUAAGAGUUACUACAUCACUAGGGAUAAAUAUUUUGGAAGACGAGUCAGAAUCGGUUGGCAAUUUGCACGUGUCUUAGGCAGAUUCCUUUAUAACGGAGAAACAAAAGCAAGCAUAUUGGAGCAAAUUCCAAGGCUAAUAUCACAGUUGGACAAGCUGUAUGCCGAGAUAUCUACUUUAAAAGGCUAUAGGCUUUACGGGUCGUCGUUACUUUUGAUGUAUGAUGGUAACAACCCGAAUAACAAACGCUGUCGCGUGAAGGUCAAUCUUAUUGACUUUGCUCAGUGCAUCACAAGCGAUGACUUACGAGAGGGCGAGGAUUCCUUCAAAGUUCCACCAAAACGGCCAGAGCUCGAAGAUAGAGGCUUUUUACGCGGGAUUCGAAGCUUGAAGUUUUACCUAGUGGCCAUGUGGAACCAUCUGACUAAUGACGCAGCAUUGUGCUUCGAUGACGAUCUUAUAAAUUUGUUACAAGAACGGAAAGCGGUACUGUCUCAACCUUGGGACUGGCUCGACGAAUUUGAUAAAGAGAGUGAAGCCGAUGUUAACGACCCCAAGAGCGAGCUACGCAAAAAGUGGAGAAAAUACGAGCUAAUUUUCGGCGUUGAACCUCGAUACCAGGAUGAUCCCGACAUCAGCGAGUAG
Molecule: messenger RNA, 2511 nt
Organism: Lachancea fermentati
Lineage: Eukaryota; Fungi; Ascomycota; Saccharomycetes; Saccharomycetales; Saccharomycetaceae
Source: the annotation of a GenBank genome assembly